UGUGAACAAUCGGCUCUCUGGAGACUCCGGGAUGAUCGAGGCGUUUCCAGCCGCCGUCUGGACUCCGGAUCUCCCGACAGCACUCGGCUCCUUCCUCUGCUCCUGGGGUUCCGACGACAUGAGCGCGGCGCAGACCCGGUGCGCUUUAGCGCCUUAAAGCUCCAGCAACAUGAGGAUGAAAACGGGCGGAAUGCGGCCAGGAUGAAGCGCAGACCCGAGUCUGGAGAGGAGCUUUUCUCUUUUUAAUCCGAGUCGUUUUUUUUUUAAAGAGCGGGGAUGAAGAAGGAGGAUCCUGGAUUGUGGAAAUCAUUUCCGGAUGAUUCUGAAUUCACGGAUACUGUAAUGUCUCUCACUUAUUUCGAAAUCAAUUGUCGGGAACAAAAGCAAACGACAAAGUUGUGUUUUUCCAUCGAUUUGCUUGAAAGAAUUACACCUACAUAUGGGAUUUUUUUCCUUUUUUUUUUUUCUUGGCUCUUAAAAGCAGCAUUAUUCUGUCAUUCUGUGGACCGUUACUGAAACUUGACCACCACUUUAUCUUAACCUUAUAAUCAAUAACAGCUCAUAUUAUUCACAAUGAACUGACUUUUUUUAAUUUUAGAAAUCCAUGUUAUUACAUUCUGCACAUGUAUCCGACAUUUCAGUCCUUACUGUGAAAGAACUGAAACAUCCUGAAUUUUUUACUAAUAUUUUUUUAAUUCUAUGAAGAUGGAUAAAAAAAGAUCAGGAGACAUGACAGUCCUCCAUGUGGGCCUUUUUGCUCUGGUUCUGCUCAGUCCAGUUACUGCCGCUCAGAGUGAAGAGAGGGAGUGUGCGUAUGCAGAACAGCAGGAUCUGUCCAAGCGCAUUGACGGAGGAGGAGAGGGGCGUGUCUUCCUGGAAAACAACACCAUUCGCUGCAGCCAGGGUGGGCGGUGCUAUGGAUUGUGGGAGAAAAAGCAGAAUGGCGUGCAUCUGGUCAAACAAGGUUGCUGGGGGUCCCAGGGUGACCAGCGGAUGUGCCAUGACGACCGUUGCCAGGUGACAGAGCCACCCUCCCAAAUCCAAAAUGGCACCUACCGUUUCUGCUGUUGUAGCAAAGACAUGUGCAACGUGAACUUCACCGAGGACUUUCCCCCACCCAAAUCCACCCCCGCACCGCCAGUCCCCACUCGUAUUGUCUACCGAGAGGAGGCCAUCUUGAUUGCCUUGGCAACUGUCUCCAUGGUAGCUGUCCUGGUUGUGCUGGUCUUUUUUUGCCUCCGUGUACUGAGAGGACGUGGUAAACAGAGUCUCCAUAACCUGAACAUGUUGGAGGCGGCUUUCUCUCCUCCAUCGCUGGACUUGGACAAUCUCAAGCUCCUGGAGCUGAUUGGGCGUGGCCGGUACGGGACGGUGUACCGUGGCUCCCUGGACGAGCGUUCUGUGGCGGUUAAAGUGUUCUCCAGCGUCAAUCGACAGCCGUUUGUUAACGAGCGCUCCAUCUACCGCCUCCUACUGGACCACGACAACAUCACACACUUCCUCGAGACGGAAGAACGAGUUGGAACCGACGGACAGCCCGAGUACCUGCUGAUCAUGGACUUCUACCCGCACGGUUCUCUCUGCACGUAUCUGAGCACAAGGACGGUCGACUGGUUGAGCUGCUGCCGUCUGGUCAUCUCUGUCACCAGAGGACUGGCUUACCUUCACACGGAGCUGGUGAAAGGAGACGUGUACAAGCCUGCCAUCUCCCACAGGGACCUGAACAGCAGGAACGUGUUGGUGAAACCAGACGGCUGCUGUGUGAUCAGUGAUUACGGCCUCUCCAUGGCUCUGACAGGAAAGAGACAGUCAGGUCAUGCGGAGGAGGACAACACGGCCAUCAGCGAGGUGGGAACUGUACGAUACAUGGCUCCGGAGGUGCUUGAGGGAGCUGUGAAUCUGCGAGACUGCGAGGCUGCACUAAAACAAGUGGAUGUUUAUGCUCUCGGUCUGCUGUUCUGGGAAAGCUUCAUGCGCUGUGCUGAUCUCUUCCCAGGAGAAUCCGUGCCCACGUUCCAGCUGGCCUUCCAGGCUGAGGCGGGGAAUCAUCCGACCAUAGAGGAAAUGCAGGCGCUGGUGUCCCGCCAUAAACAGAGACCCAAAUUUCCUGAAGCCUGGAAGGAGAACAGUCUUGCCGUGCGAUCUCUGAAGGAGACGAUGGAGGACUGCUGGGAUCAGGACGCCGAGGCUCGGCUCACGGCUCAGUGUGCGGAGGAGCGGCUGGCUGAACUGCUCGUCCUCUGGGAACGAGAAAAAUCCACCAGCCCUGCUGUGAACAUCAGCACAGCCCUGCACAACCACAGGAACUUUUCACAUGGACAUCAAGCACCAAAGACUGGCUCCUACCCGGAAACCUCGUCUUCAGCUACUGUUGAGGAAAGAGAGGGCGGAGCUAAGCCUCCUCACAGUGAUGCAUCUACAGAACCUGUGCUGAUGGGAGGAGCUGCAGAGAAGAACAGGAACUGCAUCAACUACGAGCGUCAACAGGCCCAGUCUGGGAUGUCAGGGCUUGACGGUGUCACGUCCGUCCCCCUCUCUAAACCCGUCCCAGUGGUGGGCGGCGGCCGUCCCCUCCAUGCCCAGCUCACCCAGGAGGACCUGGAGACCCCUAAACUGGACCUGAGCGAGGUGCAGCGGAACCUGCGCGAGAGCUCCGACGAGAGCCUGAUGGAGCACUCGCAAAAACAGUUCAGCUCUGGUGAAAUGGCAAACUUGCACAGUCCCUUCUACCCGCUCGCAGACAUGACAGCUGACAUCACGGGGUCGCAGGUUCCCACGCCCACGUCCGUCCUGCCCAAGCAGCAAAACGUCCCGAAGAGACCCAGCAGUCUGAGCCUGCACUCUAAACCUGCUGCGGCUUCGUCUCUCAGGAUGAAGUUUGGCAAGCUGAGCAAAAGCAAUCUGAAGAAAACCGAUGUGGGCGUGGUCAGAACUAAAUCCGCUCCCGAGCCACGGCUGGUUAAGGUUAUCGCCAACAACGCAGUCUCCUCAAUAAUGGCAAAUUUAACCACGCAGGUGCCACCAGGGGGCACUGUGAGCGCCGCUGAAUCUCAGGGUAAAGACGGUGCGAGCUCAGAUGAGAUGAGCUUCGGAAUCCUGACCGCCAGUCCGGACGAGCAGGAGCCCCUGCUGAGGAGAGACACGCAACUGGAAAACAACACCAACAACAACAACAGCAAUAACAACGGCGGAGACGGCGAGGGUGACGGAGAGAGUGAGGGCGGAGCCGGAGAGGGAGGAGAGACCGAUGAGAACGCCGCACCAGUGGUAGAGACUUCCUCCGCAUGUGUAACAGAACCUCCUGCACCGCCUCCUCCACGCCCACCUGCCCCACCCAUGACCACGCCCGAGCCGACGCCCGUGGCACUGACGCAAGGGGAGGCGCUGCUCAGACAGAACCGUGGACGCAGACCCGAGAGACCGAACUCACUGGACCUGUCCAUCACCACGCUGCCCUUACUGGACUGCGACGGGAAAGAGGGAUCAGGAGACAAGAUUAAAAAACGAGUGAAGACCCCCUAUGCUCUGAAGAAGUGGCGUCCGGCAACUUGGGUCAUCACCACGGAUACGCUGGACGCCGAAGUGAACAACAACAAGUGUCCCGGAGGUCAGAACCACAACGCUGGAACCAGCAGAGCCAAAUCAGCCUCUGCGGUUUACCUGAGGGGCCCCGGGGGCGUGGCCUCCGGCUUCACCUCCGACCCCAGCGACUGCACCUUUUAAAGCUCACAUUUCCCCAGAGACCUGCUUAGACUCUUUUGCGAGAUCCAUGGGCAUUCCAGGACAUGACGCUUGUGUCCAGUGGAGAAUCAUAGAUGCACUUGGACUUUAGAAAGAAAUCUCUGAAUAUGCACAGCCGUGUACAAGUUCAGUGUUACUGUUGUAUCUCAUAUCUCUGACGUGUGUUUAUGUGGGUUUUUUGUGUGCUGCACUUGAACAUGCGGGCUGAUUUACGCUUCUGCAUCUAACAUCCUAUUUACAUGUAAUAUAGACGUGUACACUAGGGGGCAGUGUCGCAUGUACAAACUCAGAAUGUACUGGCGUGGAGAGGAUAGAGCUGAGAGAAGUGGAGUACACUUUCAAUCCACAGAGAUGCCUACAUUUACGCUUCAGCUGGAGCUUUUACCAAUACUGACUCCUUUCUAAGGCGAUGCGGGAAACACCCGAAAAUGACUCUUUCUGCUUUUUUCUGAUAAAUAUUCAACUAACAAUUCCCCCACCAAAAAGCAGUGGAAAGGACGUAGGACAUGAAAAAUGUGCAUUUGCUUCCGAUAGCAGCUAUUUUCGGUUUGCGCUGAGUUUAUUUAGGUAGACUGUGAAAUCACUAAUCACUUUUUUUUGUCUGUAAAGGAGCUGCUUAUUUUUAGUACGUAGCACUGGACUGGAAUUUUGCGUCGCCAUUUUCAUACUGGAAAAAAAAAAAUUAGCCGACUCUUCCACCGACAUACGCUAGGGUUUUGUGGUCAACCUCUGUCUUUUUUUUCUCUUUAGGUUCUCUGAUUGUCGUGUUAUCGAUGUUGGCAGCUCUAUAGAGUCGAUUAUAUUGUCACACCUCGCCUGCCAGUGAUCCUCCAUUUUGUUUUGGUUUGGGUCUGAGUUUUUGCUCAUGUUUUAUAUUAUUUUUACCAGAUACACUUCUCUGCUCAACCAAUAAGCUUAUCCGUAAUCCACUUCUUUGUGUCUUGGCACAAAAAUAUUUACAUACAUGCAUCUUUGCAGAAGUAUAAAUCAGCCCUAACAAUCGUACAUCUUGAUUCUGUUUCGACCAUAAUAUAAUUACGGUCCCUAAAACUAAAGAAAUGAUGGACAGACGAGCUUGUUGUAAUGUUUUCUCAAUAUUGUAAUCAAUAUAUAAAAGAGCACAUCAUGAUAUAUAACGUGCACAUGAUUUCUAUUUGAUCAACACAGCAAAUGUGCUAGCAGUGCUAAGCCCCUCCCCCCUUUUUGACAGCUAAAAAGACAUCAAUAUAAUGUUUCAUUUUUGGCAACUAAAUCAGAUUAUUUACUCUUAACAAAACUUUUAAAGCAGAUUAUUGUGUGUAUUUGUGUAACUGAGCAUGACAGCACCACCAACAAUCGUAAAAAACACACAGAAUGGUAUAAAGAAGCGAGAAGCGAGGCCGGGGCUGAUUUCUUUCUAGCUCAGACUGUAGACUCAUGCAGCCAAUCAGUGACAGUCAUGUCAAGUGUUUAUACAGACUGACACACCUCCUAGAUUUCUCAAUUUGAAUAGCUUUAUUAUUGAGGUAUUGACAGAUAUUAGAUUUUAUUUUCCUUCUAAUAUCACCACCAGCUGUCACUAUGUAUAGAUAAAUCCUCACUUUACACUCCAUACUGCCUCUAACUGUUAAAAAAAAUCUCUGCCAAUUUUUUCCACUUUCCUGUUUAGACACAAGAUGAGAAAUCAGGAAGACGAGAAAACCUUCUACUAUUCCACUUCAAAAAUAUUCACGCUUUGCCCCACAAUUAGGGCCGGAUAAUUGGACAAGAACAUGGACAAAAUUUUUCAUAUAAGAAUGGGAGCGUGUGGUGUGAUAUUUGGUGGAAAGGAUUAGAAAUUUACUGAACUUUAAAUGUUUCUAAAAUGUAAUGUUUUAAGACAUUUGUUUCAAUAACAUUGCUUCUGUAUCAUUAGCUAAGUUAGCUAACAUUUAAGUUAGCCAACUUUAUUCAAAAUCUGAAACAUUAUGUAACAACGGGACGCCUUUUAAUAAAAUAAUUCGCAUAAUUUAAAAAUAAAAUUGAAUUUGGGGGAAAAAAUUAAUAUUUUCAUAGGUCCAUAGACUUUCACAAGUUAUUAGAAAUGAAUCAGAAAAUUAUCUCGUCUCAGGUAAGAAGAUAAACUGUGGCUCUGAUUGACUAAGAUCCCAAAUAAUGAGCGCUAAUUUGUUAUGUAUUUAGAUGAUUUACACAGAUUAAUUGUGUAAAUUACGUUACAUGUGAAAUCGGGGUAGAAAACAAUAUUUAAACCAGGUUUUUGAAGCCGCUGUGUGUUCUCGAUAGCCGUGAAACUGAAACUAACCCUUGUCUCAUGUGUAUAAUUGCGUGUCUAAUAUAAUGUCAAUUCAUUGAAAUGUGUCGAAAAACUGUUUAAAAUAUUGUCAGCAUCGGAGAUGUGAAAGUGCGUUGAAUAUUUAAUAUCAAACCAACUUUGCUGUCAUUUGAAGAAACUUUUUAAUCAUUUUGAGAUACUGGAGCACAAUCUUGAUAAAUGUUCUCGUUAUUAACUCCUUGUAUAUGCUAUAAUUUUGUCUUCAUCUGCCAGAAAUGAACUUCUGCUAAUUUAAUACUUGCCCUUCGCUCGUAAUUAUUUGCACAUCCAAUCACUGUUUGGGAAGUGAUUUUCAGGUUUAGUAAAUCACUCUGCAUGUGAUAAAUGAAUUUCUUUGCAUUGACCCCGCCCUGUAUUUAGCACUUUUAUGUAAAAAACGUCCCAAAUUGCAUAUUUGUUAAGGUAAACACGCAAAAAUGGACAGCACACGCUAUUUUAUGAAAGAAAUAACGCUCCGUAAAGCUUGUUAGUAUAUCAGCUUGCACAUUUUUUUUGUUUUAUUAGGUUUGCAUGUGUUUUAAUACACACAGAACAUUUAGUAAACACUAAACACUUAAGCAAGAAAAAAGGGGAGACAUUUUUGUGACAUUUACCCAUGUGCUGCAUUUGUUUGCUUUCUAUGGAUGGAGAUUUGCAAUUGGAUAACAUGAUAAUGGACCUGUUGAGAUGUGUGUGUGUGAGUGUGUGUGUGUGUGUGUGUGUGCGUGUGAGAGAGAGUGUGAGAGAGAGAGUCAGAUUAUAUGUUCAUCUGUCUUUCAGUAAGUGUAUGUGAAUAAUUUUCAUCAUGCAUGUCUAUAUGUGUGUGUUUGUGUACAUGUGGACGUUCACAUUAAAGGACAAAAAGCAGGACAUGUCAGAGGUCAGAGGUCAGAUCAAUCUCUAUGCACAAAGACACGCCCUAAAGCAGCUCUGAGCUCACAUCGGUCACUAAAACACUCAAGGACACUGCUGACGUUUUCUCCUUCUUCUGACUGCUGCAUGGAUUAAAUGCUUUUUUUUUCAGGAGCACAAUAUUACCUUUGACUUUGAGAAGCCCUCAGUUUCCAUGUGUGUGUAGUUUUUUUUAUGUUCUGCUGUCAUAUGUGUGUUCAGUGUUGUUUCAGUCUGUCAUUUGAUUGGUCAGCUCCUUACGCCUGUGAUGAGAAUGCCACCUCGGUGUACACUUUGGAAUUUGUGAUUUCUAUCGGAUUGCAAAACUGUAUCGUUGCUGCAUUUUAAUAAAUAAUGCUUUGCAUUC
This is a messenger RNA of Pangasianodon hypophthalmus (striped catfish), 7289 nucleotides long. RefSeq names its product bone morphogenetic protein receptor, type II a (serine/threonine kinase) (gene bmpr2a). Gene Ontology annotation, biological process: cellular response to growth factor stimulus; vasculature development; protein phosphorylation. The record is from RefSeq and is a predicted model, not a curated record. Lineage: Eukaryota; Metazoa; Chordata; Actinopteri; Siluriformes; Pangasiidae. Gene Ontology annotation, cellular component: signaling receptor complex; plasma membrane. The coding region runs from base 700 to 3723 and encodes 1007 amino acids. The transcript has 13 exons. Gene Ontology annotation, molecular function: ATP binding; transforming growth factor beta receptor activity.